CUUAUAUAUACCCAACAUGCCACGUUCUGGCACACUGCGAAUCGCGAGAAAACCUCAACAAGUGAUCUUACAGGACAAAACUCUUUGCCGAUCUCUGAAGGCGAGAAAUUAUUUUCCAAUGAAGACAGUCGAUGGGUGCAAAUAUUCUAAUCCAAAUUUAUCUGACCCUGAUAAUGAAGAGACAGCCCUUCAGACUUGCUAUAUGCCUACGCCGUACCAACAGGGCCAGCCCAUAGCAAACUAUGCCCCCCAGCAGGCUAUGCCAGGGCCAACUGUAAUCGCGAUGCAACCUAAUGUGGCGGUCGUCCGUCAGCCUGUUCCCAAGGACUAUCUCUGCCUGUCCAUCGUAAACCUGCUUCUGUGCUGUAUGCCUCUUGGAAUAGCUGCUCUUAUCUACUCUUGCAAGGUAAAAGGGGGUUCAGGAAAUCAUUCCGAGCAGUUACAAAGCUAAAAUGUCCCAUGCAGGGAGAAUUUAUUAGAAUAUAUAUCAUUGUAUCGUAGAGCUUAAAGUCCAUUCCUUCACAAUCUUAAUGAUCACAUUCUUAUCUCCUUUGAUGGCAGUGACCACGUUUACCAAGGGUUAAAUGCUUCAUAUAAUUGAUUACUCACUCAAUCUGGUAUGGCAGGUGUUAAAUGGGUGCCGCUACUAAUUCAAAGUUUUAUGGAGGCCUGCUACUAUUUUAUUGAUGUGCAGAUAAAAUACGGCAUGUGUACAAACGUCUUUUAGCUAUGGACAGUAACCCAUUGCCUUCCAAGUUAUUUGUAUUUUAAAAAAGGUUUCAACAUUUUUAUGUUGGAAUUCAUAACUAGCACAUAAAUCUGGGAUAAAAAAAACUAUUUUGUAUCUAAAUUGCUGCUUUUAGAUACCCAAAACAAAUAAUUAAUGAUUGAUCAACAUUUGCAAAAUUAUUGGGGGAAUACACUGUUAGAGGGUGUAAACCCUUAUGAACAGGGCCCCCCUACUCAGUGGCGGAACUAAUGUAGAGAGGGUCCUGGUGCAAGAUUGUUGUUGACCCCCCUCUAGCGUAAGAGUGGAGAAAAGGUAGUUCCCGCGAUACUAUGCCAGCAGGGGAUCGACCAUUUGCCCACCGUUGCAGGUUUGUAUUUGUGAGCAGUGUUUGUGUGUUUGAAUGUAAGCAUGUUUUUGUAUAGAGUAUAUAUGUGCAUGUACUGUCGCCAUUUGAAUGCAGAGGUAUACUUGUGUGUAGUGUUUGUGUUUGAAUGCAGGGGUGUGUAUUUGUAUGUAGUGUUGGAUUUUAAAUGCAGGUGUGCUUUUGUGUGCAGUGUUGGUGUUCGUGUAUUAUAUUAGGGUUUGAAUACAGCGGUGUGUUUGGAUGUCGUGUUCAGAUGUACGUUUGUGUGUAGUAUUGGUGUUUGAGUGAAGUAUUUUUGUAUAUAUAUAUAUUGGAGUUUGAAUUCAGGGGUGUGUUUGUAUGUAACAUUUUUGUUUAAUUGCAGGGGUCUGUUUGCACUGACACACAGAUACACAUACACACACAGAUAAAAACACUGACAUAUACACACACACAUGUCAUAAUUGUUAUAUUUGCUGCCAUACUCCUGUUAGCAUAUCUUUUAUUUGCAGGAGGGUGGCUUGCUUGAGGUGCUGCUAGCUGAGGAUGAUGUGUGUGGGCUGUGCUGCUCAUAUCCUCUGUAUGUGUGACCAGCUUCACUUCCUCCCAGGCUGCCAGUAAUACAGGGGCCCCGGCGCACUGUCCGAGCCCAUAUUCAGCAAUACCCAUUGGAUGACCCUAAGUGCAUGGGCAACUCGAUAGCUUCCGCGACGUGUGACAGUGGCGCUACUGCCCAUACUCUUUGUUCUGGCAUCUUAAAUGUGACGUCACUCAUUUUGCAGUGAUGUCAAAUAUUUGGGGGUUUUGUACAUUCAUUGGAAAAUGCUAGCAUUUUAUAAACAUCAACUACUAUACUGCAAUAAUGUAUCCACAUAAUAAGCAAUUCUACAUUCUUAUCAUGUCAUUUUCUCUUAGACACAGGACUCAUUGAGAUAUGGAGACAUGAAUUCAGCAGUGAGCAAUUCACGCACAUCGUUUAAACUGAACAUGGUGGCUCUGGGAAUCGGAAUCGUCUUGAACCUUGUUUGGAUCGGCCUUGUGAUUUAUAUCAAUGUAGCAGCCACUCAAUACAUUAACUCUUACUAUGUAAACGGUUAAUUGUACAAUUAGCAUUGUGUACCCCGUCCUGGACACCGUGUGUGUUUCCAUUGCAUUGCUUCAGUUAUCCUGCCCUUCCUGUGUGAAUUACUGUAAUUACUGUAUCCCUGAGUAUCGCAGGAUUUGCCCAGUAAUUAACCCUGUGAGCCACAGCCAGGGUAUCUAAAUAGACUGAAGAGUGUGG
This is a messenger RNA of Pelobates cultripes (western spadefoot toad), 2355 nucleotides long. The record is from the annotation of a GenBank genome assembly. NCBI's taxonomy places the organism in Eukaryota, Metazoa, Chordata, Amphibia, Anura, Pelobatidae.